GCGGGUGCGCGGCGGCGGCGGGGUGGCUGGGCCGGCGGCGGCGGCGGUACGAGGCGCGCGCUCGGGGUCCCGGUCGCGAGGAGGAGGAGGAUGUGGCGCGCGGAGGGGAAAUGGCUGCCGAAAACAAGCCGGAAGAGCGUUUCCCAAAGUGUAUUCUGCGGAACUAGCACCUACUGUGUUCUCAACACCGUGCCACCUCUAGAAGAUGAUCAUGGGAACAGCAAUAGUAGUCAUGUAAAAAUCUUUUUACCGAAAAAGCUGCUUGAAUGUCUGCCGAAAUGUUCAAGUUUACCCAAAGAGAGGCACCGUUGGAACACUAAUGAGCCCAUCUCCAUCAGUUAGCUACUGUUCUCUGUCUAUACCGAAAGGCUCUUCAGUGUGCCAUUUUCCAUCUAAUCCCAGAGCACUGUGACAGUGAGCCUUCCAGAUAAAGUGCCCACCCAGCCAGUUUGGAAAGACACCAUAUUUUAUAAGAUGAUCAGUUUUUGAGAAACUUCGGUUGUCAGAAGACUGAUGUUGUUGGCUUCGUCAGGGAAAGAUCUGGAAAAAAGAUCCAAGAGGUUAGUUCAAACCUUAUGUAGGGAGUUCUCAGGGUAGGUACUACCUACUGAUGGUCUCUCGUAAUUGUUCCAUUGCGGGCAGUCUUACUGGUAUGAGAGUAAGUACAGCCAUCUGCACUGUAUAUUUCCACAUUUCCUUCACUGUACUGUUCAUCUCUGACACUGACAUAAGUGCACCAUGACAACAAAUUAGUAUGGCUUUCAAAAUACUUUACUAAUAUGUAGUGAAGAUUAAUCUCACUUGGCUUUCUUUUACCAAAAUAGUUGUUUUCCUUCAAACCCACUCAUUAAUUUUCAUUUUUCUUACUGUUUGAUUUUUUUUUUUUUUUUUUUUUUUUGCAUUAUUCCUCUUUACCACUAAAUUAUCUACUUCUGAUUUUCUGUGAAUUGAUGCUGGUGUUAUUGGUUUAGCCCUGUAUCUUCUCUUUCUUUCAUGAGAUUGCAUUGGAGAUACAAUUUAGUCUUCAGCCAGGUUGACUUCUUUAGUUUUUGGAAUGUGGACUGGAAACGUUAUGUGUGUGUGAAUAACUGUUACAUGUAUGUUAUGUACGUGUAUGUGUGUUCUGUGCACAUGGGUAUUAUUACAUAUAUGUGUAUGGGUCAGUGUUUAUGUCUGUGUAUGUAGGUAAAUGUUAUAUGUAUGUGUACAUGCCUGUGUUCUAUUUAUGUGGGUAAAUUUUAUAGGUCUGUGUGUAUAUAUUCUGUGUAUAUGGAUGAAUGUUUACAUGUAUGUGCUAUGUAUGUGGGUAAAUGUUAAUAGGUGUGAUGUAUGCGUGUGUAACGUGUUCCCUGUGUGUGGCCGAAUGUUAUGUGUGUGUGUGUGUAUGUGUGUGUGCUAUGUAUGAGGAUUAGGUAUGGUUUGAAGAGCGCUCUUGGUACAAGUUGUUUAUUAUACGAUGCUAAGGUUAUACGAGGUGGCUGGAUCUGGCAGCCUCCUCUUCUCCUGUUGAGUGCACCUCCAGCACCCUGUGCCUCCAGGAUGAUCCUACUUACUUUUUUUUUUCCAGGUUUUUUUUUUUUUUUUUUUUUAACGUUUAUUCAUUUUUGAGAGACGGAGACACAGUGCGAGCAGGGGAGGGGCAGAGAGAGAGGGAGACCCGGAAUCCGAAGCAGGCUCCAGGCUCUGAGCUGUCGGCACAGAGCCUGACGCAGGGCUCUAACCCACAGGCUGUGAGAUCGUGACCUGAGCUGAAGUGGGGCGCUCGACCGACUCAGCCACCCGGGUUCCCUGUGAUCCUACUUACUUUUUAAGAAUGGUUUGGAGGAUCCCAGGAGUUAACAGAUAAAACAGCUAAUAACAUAAUACGUUAUAAAACAUUAGUUCAGUUGCUUGUAUGUAAAGUAAAUAAAUACUAAAUAAAAUACAAAAAGCACUUAACUUUAUGUAAAAUGAAAGGUUGAAAUGUUGGAUUACGUUGGAAGAACUGUUUAUCAAAAGACACCAGCAAGUACAUGAAAAGUCAGGCCAUAGACUAGGGUUGGCCAACAGAGGCCUGUAAUCAGAAUAUUUUGAGGAAAAGACUGACAAACCCAAUAGAAAAUGGGCCAGAGACUUGAACGGGCACUUCACAGAUGGUCAGCAUACAUAGGUCCUCAACAGUCAUUGGGGAAAAAGUAACUAAAUCCGUGGCACCGUGCCAUCAUACGCCCAAAUGACUAAGUUAAAAACAGCAUCAGGUGCUGGGAGGGAACAGAGCAGUGGGAACUUUCGUACACUGCUGAAGGUCAUCUAUGUUAGUGUUGGAAAACUAGAAUUACCUAUCAGAGUGCAAGACAUGCACGCCACGUGUCUCGGCAGCUCUCCUGCUUAUGCAUAUUCCCAGCCGAAACGCGCGUAUGUAUACCAAAGAUACGUACAAGAACGUUCUCAGGAGUGUGAUUCCAGAUUCCCCAAAACCAGAAAUAGCCCAAAUGCUCACCAACAACAGAAUGGAAACAUUAAUUGUGUUAUAUUCAUAUAAUGUAAAAUUGUGCAGCAAUGAAAAUGAAUGAGCUUAUUCUAUAUUCAGGCAGUGGAUAGCUCGCAAAGUAUGGUAUGAAGGAAACCAGACUCUCAGAUUAUAUUGUAUAUAUUGUAUGCUUCUGGAUACAAGUUCAAAACAUUUCAGAAGCAGGAAAAUGAACUUACAGGUUGGAUGUCAGAAGUAGGUACCUUUGGAGAGUAGGGGAGCCAGUAAUGUUCUGUUUUUGAUUAUGGAUGUGAUACGUGUACACGGACACAUACAAAUACACUUGUGAUUUGUGUUUUUUUUUUGUUUGUAUAUAAUAGUUUGAUAAAAAGUUUGUUGAAAUGGCAUAUAGUAUAAAAUAGGUUAUUAAAGAACAAUGAGAAAUGAGCAAAAUACAGCUCCAUGCGGUGGCAGGGAAGAAUCUCAAAAUGUAACGUUUGAUUCUAUUUGUGUGAAGUUUGAAAAGAGCCAGUGCUCAGCCAGUGUCAAGGAAGACACGUAACUCUGGGCGCCAGUCAGGGCAGCAGAAGCACCAUGAGUGUUACGGAAUAAGGGAUUUAUUUGUUGGAAGAAUAGACUGUAUGCACCUGUGGGAGAAGCUAGAGCAGGAAGAGCCCAGAGGGAGAAUUAGGUUAGAGAAGCAUCGAGAAGCCCCUCCUGAAUCUCUGGGUUGGGGGUCAGGGGCAGCCUGCAGGGUGCUGGGAAGCCAGGCAGGAAAUGCUGUCACCUCUGGCCAGCUGCUGCCUGGCAUGUAGGGGUAGGUGAAGCCGGAGGGGGGGCCGGGAAGUUCAGGAGGCAGAGUGUCUUUUCUUGGUCAUCAGGGCUAGCCAUUGGGGAACAAAGCUAGUGUCAGAAGAGGAAGCACGUAGACAAGCUGGAAUCCUCUGGCCCCCGUUUCUGUCUGCCCCCACUUUCUGAGAGCUGAGGCUGUUCCGCUUCCACCUUUUAAAUCUCAGGCGGACUCAGAGAGGGAUCCUGGGAAAGUCCAGCUUGACCAAAUCAAUAGAGGUUUGUACGGCCACAGCGAUGUUUGCACAACCUUGUGAAUAUCCUAAAAUACUCUUUAUCGUAUGUGAAUGAAUGAUAUCUCUGUAAAGCUGACAUUUAAACAAAGACUGUGAUAGGUUGGAAAUCCCAAAGAAAAGCAAGGGAAUAAUGAGGCCAAAAAUCAGGGUAGUAGUUACCUUUGGGAGAGAAAGGAGAUUUUGGAGAUUAGGAACUCUUUCUUGCUACGGGUGGGGCUUCCACAAGUGUUUGCUUCACGAGUGCUCAGUCUUCCGUGGGUACGUGUUGCAGCACACACACACAGGAGACGGAAAUUCACAGCCAAGUGCAGUAGGUGGGGAGUCUGCGGUUUAUCAAGUUGUGGGGGCUCAGUGUGCUCUAGUCUUUGAUUUCUAGCUUUUUAAUGAUUAGAAGAUGUUAAGGUGGAUGAUUUAAAUGUCCCCGCUUGGGAUCUGGAAGUCUGAGGGUAGUCGUCCGCGUCCGUGUAACAGUGAGGCGUUAUUCCCAGGGAUGCAGGGGUGGGCAUCGAGGCCUCCAGGGCUCCUGAAACAUCCAUGAGUAAGUUUUGAAAAUAGGCUAAUGGGAUAUUUCUAUCACUUUUUACCGCAUAUGUUUGAUUUUAAAAUUUCAACUAAUAUUUCUUUGUACUUAAAGUAAGCAUUCGUAACAAAUCUGUUUUGAUAAUGAGAAAUCAAAACAUUCUCAUCAUCUAAAACUUACUUUAUCUACUUUUCAUUUUACAUGGAGCCCUUUUUUUAUUUGAAUGUUUGUUAUGGUUCUUUUUAUCCUCUUUGUAAUGAGGAAGCAAUUGCCCAAAUAAAGAAAGCUCUGCAGCUUUCCUGCCUGGGGCUGUAGUUGUACCAGAGUGAGGAAAUGGGCGUGAAGGUUUUUACAGAAGUUCAGAAACAAAGAGUAUCUUGUACCCUUCCUUUGUAAAGGCCAGAUAAUUUUCUGCUGUAGUUAUGUAGACUUUUAGCUUUAUGUUCUUUUGGUGUAAGGCAUACAUAGCCAGUUUUUUGAAUGACCCAUUUUAACUCCUUAACUAACAGAAGUCCCCUAACCAUUAUUUCUACGUGGGUUAAAUUUCUUUCUUCUUCUUUUUCUUUUAAAGUUUAUUUAUUUUGAGAGACAGAGAUUUUGCGUGUGUGAACAGCAGGAGGGACAGAGAGAGGGGAGAGAAUCCGAAGCAGGCUCCUUGCUGUCAGUGCGCAGCGCCCUGUGGGACUUAAACUCACAAACCGUGAGAUUAUGACCUGACCUGAAAUCCAAGAGUCGGCCCGACGAAGCCACUCAGGUGCCCCUAAAUUUCUAAUAUAGAACCUUGUUACUGUUACUUAUAGUGCCUCUGGACUAUCUGCAAAACUUCAGUGAUACGUUUGUUAAAUAAUGAGACUCUUAGGGUUUUAUUUUGAAUCAAAUGUCACUCUAUAGUUUUCCAUUAAAGAAAUAACAUUUUUGGUGGGGGGCCUGGGUGGCUCAGUUGGUUGGCAUCUGACUCGUGAUCUCUGCGUAGGUCUUGAUCUCAGGGUCAUGAGUUUAAGUCCUGUGUUGGGCUCUGCUCUGGGUGUGGAGCCUACUUAAAAAACAACAACAACAGCAACACUUUGGGUAAUUUCUCUAAGCUAGUUAGUUGAGCAUUUUGUCUGUUAAUCUAUUUGUUCAGCGAUCAUUUUGAGUGCCAGUUGUGUGCCCCAAACUCUGAGAUAAGUCUAGCCAUUUGGAAGGAAGGGAAAGGUGGUCACAGUCAUGUAGAAAGACAUCGAUAAAAAGUAAUUGCAGUAUGGUGCAAUAAAGCAUAUAAUGAAAUUAUGAAGUAUGUAUGUACAAGGUAAAUUUGAGGCAUAUAAAUGGUGGCCGUUGUAUAAAAAGUGCAGAUGAAGUUUUGAAGAUGAUUAGGAGUUUGCUAGGCAACGAGAAUCAGCAAGAAAACUUUCCAGGCAGAAGGAACUACUUGUGUAAAGGAGUGAAAGCAGGAGUGACGUGGGUGAUCAGGAAUGGCUGGCACAGGGUUUGAGGAGAGUGAUGGAGGCGGUAAGGUUAGAGAGACUAGUGGCAGCCAGCUCACAGAAAGCCUCGUGUGACGCUGGGUUUACGUUUUUAUCUCAUAAGUAGUAGGGAUCCACUGAGAGAUUUUAAUCAGAAAAGUAAAAUGAUCAGGUUUUCAUUUUAUACAGCCACUCCUUGGACAGUUUAGAGAAUGGUUUGGAGGGAAGCUGGAAAUCUGGGGAGGAAUCCAUACCAGGGAUAAUGAAGACCUGUUUCUAGGCAAUGGCAGUAGAGAAGGAACUGACCUAGAAUCAGUAGGAUUUGUCGUGAUCUCUGAGAUGUGACGGCGAAGCAGAGGAGAAGUGACUAAGACUGUAGUUUGAAUGAUAGUGGUACUGUAGAUAAUGGAAUAUGGAGAGAAGAGCAAGUUUCAAGACAUUGAACUUAAUAUUUGUAGAGUUGUGCUUAGAGCAUCUGUGGAACAUCUAGAUAAGAGAUCCUAGAAGGCAGUUGUGUAUAGGUCUGGGUGCUCGGGAGAGAGCUUGAAGAAACUGAUGUUAUAGGUGACACGUCCCAAGGAGAGUAGGGAGCAUCAGGAAAGGGGGAGGUUUGAGAAAUGAACCAUUUCCCCUCAUCCUGUCUGGAAAGUAAGAGAAUGAGGGGAAUAGGAAGGAAAUUGAGCUUAUGAAGGAGACUCAGAAGGAAUAGCUGGAGAGGAAGGGAAUUGGGAGGAUCACAGAAAGCAAGGGAGGACAGCGUAGCAAGGAGAAUGAGCAGGAGGGAUCAGCAGUACCACACUGCAAAGAAAACUCCUAUAAAUAUUAAGAAAAUAUUUUUUAAUUUUUGUGUGAUUGAGAUAUCAUCUAGAGGAGGAAAUGGAGGGUUAUUUAUGUAAAUGGAAUUUGGACAAUUGGCUUACCAAUUAAAAGAUAGAUAAGGUUAGGUCUGUCCCUUAUACCUGAUACAAAAUGACUCUAAAAAUUAGAUGUAAAAAAUAGAGAUAAUAAAAAUACUAGCCCCCUGUUGGACUCCGUGCUGACAGCGCGGAGCCUGCUUGGGAUUCUCUCUCUCCUUUCUCUCUGCUCCUCCUCCUGCAUGCUCUGUCUCUCUCAUCUCUCAAAAUAAAUAAACAUUAAAAAGAUAAAAUAAAAAUACUAGAAGAAAAUAUGGGUCCAUAUUUACACAGUGUUCAGUGUUCUUAAUGACACCAAAAUUAGGAAAAGGCUAUAAAUUGGACUGCAUAUAAAUUCACCAUUUCUGUGUGCUAAAAAUACUGUAAAAUUAAAAUAUAAAUGGCAAACUGGGAGAAAUAUUUGCCACAUAUUUGACAGUGGUUUAAUAUCCUUAAUAUAUAGAAGAUCUGUUAAUAAAAUGAGUAACCAGAGAUAACUGGUUAAGCAGUUAGUCAUUGAAGUGGAUUUAUCUCUACUUCCUUCCAAAAGUUUGAUAAAAUGAUAGAAGAGAAUCACAAGAGGUAUAAACUCCCAAAGAUAGAAAAUAUGGGAGUGGAGAAAUGGUAGAUUAAGUGGUUUGACCCUCUUUCUUCCAAGUAGAAAAGCUGGACAUAACUUACGAAGGUAAUGGGGAGCUAGAAGAUGGUGAAGAUUUAUUUGUGAGGCCAAGAUCUGUGGGAGGAGGGCAGCUAAUAGAUAUGCGACCAGAUUUGAAUCUAUUUCUGCCCUAGAGGAACUUGCUAAUUCAAGAAGAGGCAGGCAAACAAGAAGCUGAAAAACUGAACAGAAAUUUUGAUGGACUCAAGGGAUUGGAGGGUGGAGGACAAAAAUGAUACUUUGAUACAGAUCAGGGAGGAGGGACCCUGGAAAACUUCUUAGGCUGUGAGCCGAGGUCUCAAAGGCCUGCAUGCUAGGAAUAGCAGUCUCUCAGAAGUGCUGAAGUUUAACUUCAAAUCCUCUUUUAAUUUUUGACUGGAUCAAGGUGAUCUUGAUAGAAAUAAAUGUAAAUCCUUUCUGGAAGAAGAUAACAUUACCCAGAACCUCACAUGAUAUCUGCAUUUAUUUACAACUGGCACUCAUCCGAUAGAUGAGAUUUUGACACUUUGGCUGAAACCAAGAGAAACAACAGACUGUGGAAGAGGAGCCACAGGGUUCCAGAUAAUGACAUUUUAGAAAAGGGUGAUAUACAUAAUAUGUUUAAAGAAAUGAAAGACAAGGGGCGCCUGGGUAGCUCUGUUGGUUGAGCUUCCGACUUGGGCUCAGGUCAUGAUCUCGCUGUCUGUGAGUUCAAGCCCCGCGUUGGGCUCUGUGCUGACAGCUCGGAGUCUGAAGCCUGUUUCAGAUUCUGUGUCUCCCUUUCUCUCUGCCCCUCUCCCACUCAUGCUCUGUCUCUGUCAAAAAUAAAUAAACAUUAAAAAAAUAAAAAUAAAUAGAAAUCAAAGACAAGAUGAAGAAUCAGGGAACAGGAAAUUUUAAAAAAAGGAAAAAAAAAGAUAGAACCAGAUGUAAAUUCUUGAUUGAAGGAUUAUAACUGAAUUGAAAUUCAGAGGUUAAUUGAUGGACUUAACAGUAGAUUAGUAGUAGCAAUAAAUUGAAAAGAAAUAUUCAGAACGAUGAGAAAUAUGGAGAAAGAUGGAUAGGAAAUACAUCAGAGAAUGUAUGUAUGAUGCGAGUCAGUGAAAAUGUUGAAUGAGCACGUGUUUGAAAUCCAGUAAGAGAGGAAGGAGGAAUGGUACAGAAGCAGUAUUUGGAGAGAGAAUGGCCGAGAAUUGUCUAUAACAGACAAAAGCAUCGGAUCACAAAUUCAAGAAAUACCGUAGACCCUAAGCUAGAUAGAUGAACUCAGAUAAAAUCUCGCUGAAACAUAAGAUUGCUGAAAACCAGAGAUAACAAGAAAAUCUUAAAAGUAGCCACAGAAAAAUCACAUAUUACAUUCAAAAGAGCAGUAAGACUGACAGCUAAUUUCUCAAAAGCAGCAGAAGUCAAAGACGACGGAAUAUUUUAGAAAUACAAACAAGAAGGUGAACUGCUGGCCUAGAAUUCUAUACCCAGCAAAAAACCUUUUAAAAGUGAAGACAAAAUACCAUCUUUUCUUUAUCAACAAAAAAUGGAAAGAAGUGAUCCCACCAGACCUGCACUGGAGGAAGUAAUAGUGAAGAUUUUUCUUUAGGCAGAAAGAAAAUGAUCCUGCAGGAGAGCUUUAAGGUGCAGGCAAAGUGAAGAACAAAACAAGGGUGGAUGCAAAUGAAUCGAUGUAUAGGACAGCAGUAGUGUCUUGCAUGGUUUAUGAUAUACAUAGAAUUAAAUAUAUAUAGUAAUGGCAUAUAAGUUGUGGGGAUGUAAAUAGUUAGCAGCGUGUGGUUGUGCAUUGUCCAGGAGGUGGCAAAAAUAUUAAUUUACUUAAGACUGAUAAAUCAAGGAUGCAUGUUGUAAUCUCUAGAUGUUCGUUAAAAGAAUAGUAAGAGAAUAUAUACCUACCAGACUGACAGAAGGGAAAUAGAGAGGAGGAGGAGUUGUCAUCAAGUAAAACUUGGUUAAUCCAAAAGGAGGCAGGAAGACAGAAGAAGGAACAUAGAACAUUUGGGACAGACAGGGAGCAAACAGUAAGAAGGUAAAUUUAAACCUGUGAUAUUAGUAAUUAUAUGAAAGAAAAAUGAACUAAAGUUUUCAUUUAAAAUACAAAAAUUGACAGAGCAGUUUAAAAAAUAAAGUGGAGCAUAACUUCAUGCUGCUUACAAGGAUGCAGAUAGGUAGAAAGUGAAAUAGUAGAAGAGGAUGGAUCACUGAGACACUAUCUGAAAGGAAGCUUGAUUAGGUUAAUAAAGUAGAACUUCGGGCAGAGAAGCAUUGCUAGGGAGAAGGAGAGACAUUUCAUAAUGAUAAAAUAGUCAGCUCAACAGAUCUGCAUCUGUAUGUACCUGAAAAUAAAGUCUCAACAUAUGCAAGGCAAAAAUUGACAAAAUUAACAAAGAAUAGACAAAUCCAAAAUCACAGUGGGAAAUUUUAAUGCUUUUUAUUAACUGAUAAAGAAUCAGGGUAUAAAAUAUCUCAAUUACACAAUUAAAAACUUGAGUUAAUUGAUCUUACUGGGUUUACCAGUAGACUAGACCCGGUGGGACAGAGAACAAGUAAUCUGAAAUGAUAAAUAUUAAAAGUGAAUAAAAUGAAAUAUGAAAUAAAUAGGACACUGCAUCCAAUAUCUAGAAACUGUAUGUAUUUUUUAUACAGUCAUGGAACAUUUAUCAAAAUUGCUGAUCCCCAAAGUAAUUCUUGACAGAUUUCAAAAGGUUGAAAUCAGACUUAUAAAGAUAGGCUUCCUGUUUGAAAAAUCAGUAUAAAUCACCAAGUUAAUAAAGUAAAGCAGAAAAAUAAUGUGAUAAUGUCAAUAGAUACAAAAAUUGCUUUUGAUAAAAUUGAGCAUCCAUUUAAAAUGAAAUCCUAGAACACAUCAUGACUAAAUCGUAACAGUCCUUAAUUUGAUAGAGAUUAUGUAGCAGACAUCAUGUUUAAUAGUGAAAUGUUGAAAAUUUUCUUUCUGAGCCUGGGGAAGAAAUUAAGUUACUUUUACUGUUACCAUUUUUAAUCAUUAUUUUACUAGAAGUCCUACUUAGUUUAAUAAGACCAGAAAAAUAAAAAGCACAAGUGUCUGAAGGUAAAGAAUAAAACUGAUUUUGUAGAUGACAUAAUUGUGUACGAAGAAAAUCCAGAAUAUUUCCUUAUAAGUUAAUUAUGAUUAAUAAAUAAGGUUGCAAGAUUUAAGGUAAUGCUGGACACAGUCUCAAUUUUAUAUACCAACAACUAACAAAAUGUAAUAAAAAUAUCACUUGAAAUAACAGCAAACUUUUCAGAAUUAAUCUGUAGAAACAUGAGGUAUCUAUACAGAAAACAAAUAUUGAGAAAAGUUAAAGAUCUAAAUAGAGAGAUAUACCAUGUUCAUGGAUUAGAAGUCUCAAUAUUGUAAGAUGUUGAUUCUUCUCAAAUUCAUCUAUGCAUUAAAUUUUUUUUUUUUAGUUUUAUUUAUUAUUUUUUAGGGGGGGGGGCGGCAGAGGGAGAGAGAGAAUCCUAAGCAGGCUCCAUGCUCUGUGUGGAGCCUGACAGGGGGCUCAAUUCCAUGACCUUGGGAUCCUGACCUGAGCUGAUACAGAGUCAGACACUUAUCCAGCUGAGUCGCCCAGGUGCCCUCAUCUAUGCAUUUAAUAUGAUACCAUUGAAAAUGCCAGCAGUUUUUUUUUUUUUUUUUUGGUGGAACUUGACAAACUGAUGUUAAAGUAUACAUGGAAAUGUAAACAGCAAGGAAUCGCCAGAAUAAUUUUGAACACCCUGAGCAGACUUACUGUCCUGAAUAGUGGGACUGAUUAUCAAGCUAUGGUAAUGAAAAGAAUGUUGUGUAGACAGGUAGAUCAAAUGACCAAACGAGUUCAGAUACAGAUCUGCUUGAUCUGGAAAUUUGAUUUAUUGCACAGGAGGCACUCCUGAAUAGUAGAGAAAGGACAGUCUUUUGAAUAGAUGGUAAUCUAGAUAUUCAUGUGGGAAAGAAAUGUGACGCCCGACCGUACAAACAUACAAAUUAAUUCCAAAUCCAUAUCAGUCUGGAUCCAGUCAGGAAAGAGAAGUCAAACAGUAAGUUGAAAGAAAAAGUUUACUAUGAAGAAUUUUUAACUGUAACAGGGAAUUGAAGUAACCAGAGAUGGGCUAGCAAGAAGUAAAGAGAACUUGAAAGCAGCUAAGAGUAGCAGAUAGGCAGAGCUGCUGCCGCCUCUAGGGCUGAGAGAGAGAGCUCCCAGGGGAAAGGCCCCUGGCCCCCAGGAAUGAGACCCGGACCUUGUCCUGAGGACACGCUGUGGCUUACCGCAAGGCCGAGAGGUGGCCGAGGUGGCUGUUGGCAUCGUGCUGGUGGAGCUUGGUAGGAAUCUAUCCUCUGGGACUUGGCAGAAGUGGCUCUCUAGUACAUCCUAGGAAAGCUUUUUUGUGGGGAGCUGUCUUACUGGGGGUACCCUGCUGCAAAUUCGCCCAAGGUGGCAGUGCCGGGGGAAGCUGCUGGCCGCCAGGCGUUGCUGGCCUCUGUCUGGAGGCCAGAGAAGCUGCUGGCUGGGUGCUGGGAGCUGCACGUGCUGCAGGAACUGGAUGUUGGAGAAGCCACCCGUGUUGCAGUGCUUAAGUGAAAACAUCUGGAAGGCUGUAUAGAUCAAGAUGCCAAGAUGAUGCCGGUGUUUUUUUCCCCUUGGCAAAUAAGAUUAUGGUGUCUCCCCUUCUUUGUAUGCGUUCAGCAUUUAUUUAAUACAUGUUGUUAACCAUUCUCUCCAUGCCAGACAUAGAAAUGUGCUUGUUACCAGAUAGUUGAGUGGACAAAAUAGACACUGAAGCCUAGUAGGAUAGCCCGCCAUUCUGUCAGGCAGGAGCUCCUCCUGAAUCAGGCACUGCUCCAGUCCCUGGGGAUGGGUGUAUACAGUGGUGAUAGAGACACCCUUUGCCUUCAAAGGGAAACAGCCAUUUAAGCAAAUAGUCAUAAGAAUAUGCACAUAUUUACAAAGUCGAAUAAAGGGGUAAUGAAGGGAAAGUGCAGGCUGCCAUAGGAGAGGUGGGUCUAAUUUAGAUUGGAAGCCGGGAAGACUUUCUUACGAAGUGAUAUUUUGUUCUUUUCAUGACUUGAGACAGGAGAAUGAGGAAGAGUUAGCUUGAUGAGGUCAGUGAUCAGAGAGGAGGUUCUGGACUGAGGGCAGAAGAGCCCUGGGGUGUGUGAAGAAGUGGGCAGGGAGGCAGGGAGUGGCUGGGGACGAGACAAGUUUGAGCCCCCAGGCCCCCAGGCCCCCAGGUCCCCAGGUCCCUAGGUGGAGUGCAGACCACAGCAUACUGCAGCUCUGUAAUUGCUGUAACUUGAAGCUUGGCUGUAAAGUGGAAGGUGGGGGUAGGGUGUAGAGCCGGGAACCUUGUGUUUUGUUUUACAGAGGUUGGGAGAGGGGGGGACAAGUGAUUUGUGUUGGGAGGGAGAGACCAUAGAGAGAAGGCAGUCAGGUAAACAAAUAUUGGAAUGUCUUACACCAGGCAGUAUUCUCCACUCUUGGAAUACACAUGAAACCAAAAAAGAAAUCUGUCUUCAGGGGGCUUACAUUCUAAUGGAGAAGACUGAACGUAAACAAAGUAAGGUGCUAAAUGUAUUGUAAAAAGGAAAACAAAUAGAACCUAUUAACGGGGAGAUAUAGGAGCUGAGGUAGGGUGGGCAGUGGGAUGUAAUUUUAAGUGGUACGGGCAGCAUUGAUGGAUUGGAUGUCACUGGAAUGCAGGAUACACCAGGGCAGAGAUUUUUGUUUUAUUCACUGCUGUACCCCUAGAGGUUGGAGUGGUGCGCGGCGCAUAGUAGGUGCUCAGUAAAUGUGUGAACGAUGAAUGAGACAGGAUCCUGGGGAUCGGAAGGAAGGAGUUGCGGAAAAACUCAGUCCUCCUGUGUCCCCCUAAAAUGCUCACACCCCGGCCAUGCUCCUAGCGCUUCUGACACUGGAUGUCGGAGGGGUUCUCUGCAGCACCAGCUGGGUGUCCUACAGUUGAACUCCAUUCUGAAGCUGUGUACCUGGAGAUAGCAUCAGAUACCUCCGGUUAAAGGCUCAGCCCCACGAGACCACUCCCAUCUCCUCUGAUGCCAGUGGCAAGUCCAGGUUCUCACCUGUACUUCUGAUGGGCCACAGAUCUGAGGUUCCCAUGACCCCCUCCUCGGCUUUGAUUAAUUUGCUAGAGCGGUUCACAGAACUCAGGAGAGUUCUUGUAGAAAGGAAAACUUAUGUCUAUCAGUUUAUUAAAGGACAUGAUAAGUUUUUUUUUUUUUUUUAACCUUUAUUUAUUUUUGAGAGACAGAGAAACAGAGUGUGAGCAGGGGAGGGGCAGAGAGAGAGGGAGACGCAGAAUCCGAAGGAGGCUUCAGGCUCUGAGCUGUCAGCACAGAGCCCGACACGGGGCUCAGACUCAUGAACCACAAGUUCAUGACCUGAGCCGAAAUCGGAUGCUCAAUCGACUGAGCCCCCCAGGUUCCCCUAUUAAAGGACACGAUAAAGGAUACAGGUGAAUCACCAGAUGAAGAGAUACAUAGGGCAAGGUCUGGGAGGGUCCGGAGCUUCUGUCCCUGUGGAGGUGGGGUAGGUCACCUGCCAUGUAUGGAUGUAUUUGCCAGCCUGGAAGCUCCCUGAACCCCAUACUGUUGGGGAUUGUGGAGGCUUCCUCGUUAUCAGUUGUUAACUCCAUUUCCAGCCCCUGUUCCCUCUCUGGAGGGUGGGGUGGGGCUAAAAAUUCCAAGCUUCUGAUCGUGGCUUCGUUUUUCUGGUGACCAGCCACCUUUCAGGAACCAUCCAGGAGGCAAUGUGAAGUUGCCUCAUAAGAACAAAAGAUGCUUCAAGUGCUCUUGUCGUUUAGGAAUAGACAAGGAUUUUAGGAGCCCUGUGUCACAGAUAGGGUUGAAUACCAAAUAUCGGAACAAAAGAAUCUUAUCAUUUAGGAAAAUUAUAAGGGUUUGGGAGCUUUGUGACAUGCAUGGGGCCAGAGACUAACAUACAUUUUCUAUUAUCUCACAUUGAGGGGCCAAGACGAGAUUAGUCGUGGAUGAAGAUACACUGUAGGGAGGGUCUGCAUAUUGUAGGGGUAUUAUUGCUGAUACCCCCAGUUCAGAUUACAGCAGUCACCCCUUAACUGUGGUUUGCUGUUUGCGGUAUCACCUAACACACAAUCGGAUGUGGUCUGGUAGCAGAUGAUCCUCCUCCUGACAUUGUCAGAGGUCAGUAGUAGCCAAACGCUCUGUCAUGGUGCCUAUGUCAUUCCUCUCACUUUAUGUCAUGAUGUAGGCAUUUUGUCAUCUUACAUCAUCACAGCAAGAAGGGUGAGCACAGUACAGUUAAGAUAUUUUGAGAGAAGGGCCACAUUCACGUAACUUUUAUUGCAGUAUAUUGUUACAGUUCAAUUUUAUUAGUUAUUAAUCUCUUAACGUAUAUAUUAAGCAUUAUCAGAGUACAUAUACAUAGGAAAAAACACAGUUUGUAGAGGGCUCAGUUCUCUCUGUGGUUUCAGGCAUCCACCGAGGGUGUUCCUCGCAGAUAAGGGGGGACUACUGUAAAUUAUAUUUGCUUUUAGAGGAUUUAACUAUAUUUUUAGAGGGCUUAAUUAUAUUUUGAAUUCUUUGAGUUAACUUUGUUUCAUGACAUUAGUUUUGUCCACUGUGUGUUUCUCAGUUAUAUUAAUAAUAAUUUACAUAUCUCCUCAUCCUCCGGGGUAUUACCCAGGUGAAAGGUGGCUGUUUCUAGUAAUUUAAAAAUCAAAUUGGUAGUAUAUAUUGAUUUAUAUAUUGAAAUUCUUUUACAACCUGUCUUGCUCCCUUAAAGCGGUGGUGCUGGUGGUGUGUGUGUAUGUGUGUGUGCGUGCGUGCGCGCGGUGGCAGUUUUAUGCCAGUUAAACCAGUUUAGCUAGAGUUCAACUGCAGCGCUUAUGUAUUGAGUUUAAAGUUACACUCCUUGCCGUUAUUCUUCCGAUCAGUUAACUGGACCCAUCCUUCAGUGAGUGUUUCAUGUAGCCUUUGCUAAGUUUCGCCUUGUGAUGAUCUUUUGUUUGCUUGAAAUCGUAUUGACAGACCAUAAUGCCUUCUUCUCAUUUAGGUAUGCAUGAAGAUUGCCCUUUAUUUGUCAAGUCUUAGGCUUUUU
Panthera uncia (snow leopard) is the source of this 15125-nucleotide messenger RNA. Its product is annotated as calmodulin-binding transcription activator 1-like. Gene Ontology annotation, cellular component: nucleus. The record is from RefSeq and is a predicted model, not a curated record. The coding region runs from base 91 to 342 and encodes 83 amino acids. The transcript has 4 exons. Lineage: Eukaryota; Metazoa; Chordata; Mammalia; Carnivora; Felidae. Gene Ontology annotation, molecular function: transcription coregulator activity; double-stranded DNA binding. Gene Ontology annotation, biological process: regulation of transcription by RNA polymerase II.